UAUCUUAAGGGUGCAAUAAUAAUUAUGGACCAUGGAAUCCAAGCUAGAUAAGACAGGACAUGAAGGUAGAAGUUCCUGAAUAGAAAUGGAGGGGGUGGUGAAUAGGAGGUUUCAAUGAGAUCCAAUAAUUGUUGAAAUAAGGGUAUCUGAGUAAGCUUGGUGCAUAAAAAGUUAUUUUAGAGAUGAUGCAAUUGCCGGGGGUGAUAAAAUCCUUGGUGAGACUAUGGGAAUGAAUAAAGGCGAAAAUCACUAGAAAUGAGGAGAAUAAGGAACUGAGAAGCCAGGAUACUAAAUGAUUUACCUGUGAGGAUGUUGAGGUCACCCAAGAAAAAAGCUACAAGUGUUACGGUUAUCAAUUUCAGCACUUCAGAUGUUAUCUCCUGCUUCUUUUAUAUUGUCAUUGUAGCAGAGUGGCAUUCCCCCAGUUCUGAUUUCUAAGUAAGGACAGUUCUUCCAGACUCCAAGUGACCCCAGUCUAAUAGUACCACUGGUAGCUAUUGGUUUACCAAUCUAGGAGGCUAUUAUCAUCCAUUCUAGAAUGUUUGAUUAACUCCACGGUCUUAUUUAAUAUGGCCCUGGUUACCAUCUCAGUACUGCAAUAGGAACCUAGAGGACACUUUUGACUAUUUCACCCUGAAUUAUUAAAUUAGUUGGAAAAGAAGGAGUAAGUCUCCCAAAGGACUCAUUUUAAUAUGGUUGAAUUUGAUUAUCAGUAGACAGUUGUAUGCAUUUUUUCUGUAAUGGUAUUUCCCAAGUGUGUGAGUGUUGGUGGUGUGGGUUCCCCAUCCCCAAGCACUAGUCUCUGUAAUAACCAUGGUAAUAAUCAUGGAGGUUUCCAGGAAAACAAGCUAUAUCUGCAGCAACAUGUGUCCACGGAGUUUCUAAAGCUGCAUAAGUUCCUGGACAGCAAAGAAGAGGAUAUUUUAAGUGAACUCCAGGAAGAGGGGAAAGCCUUGAAUGAGGAGAUGGAGCUGAAUCUGAGCCACCUUCAGGAGCGAUGUGUCCUAGCCAAGGAUAUGUUGAUGAACGUUCAGGCAAAGAUGGAACAACAGAACUCCUUCGACUUUCUCAAAGACAUCGUACCUCUCUUAGAUAGCUUGAAGCAAGGAAUGACAUUGCUGGCAACAAGAGAGCUUAUUUCCGGAAAUCUGAACCUGGGCCAGUACAAAGGUCCUAUCCAGUAUAUGGCAUGGAGGGAAAUGCAGGACAUUCUCUCUCCAGGCCUAUCUCCACUAACCCUGGACCCUAAAACAGCUCACCCAAAUCUGGUGCUCUCCAAAAGCCAGACCAGUGUGUGGCAUGGUGACAUUAAGAAGGAAAUGCCUGAUGAUCCAGAGAGGUUUGACUCAAGUGUGGCUGUGCUGGGCUCAAGAGGCUUCACAUCUGGAAAGUGGUACUGGGAAGUAGAAGUAGCAAAAAAGACAAAAUGGACAAUUGGAGUUGUCAGAGAAUCUAUCGUUCGGAAGGGCUGCUGUCCUCUAACUCCUGAGCAAGGAUUCUGGCUUUUAAGACUAAGGAACCAAACUGAUCUAAAGGCUCUGGAUUUGCCUUCUUGCAGUCUGACACUGACUAACAACCUCGAUAAGGUGGGCAUAUACCUGGAUUAUGAAGGAGGGCAGGUGUCCUUCUACAAUGCUAAAACCAUGACCCACAUUUAUACCUUUAGUAACACUUUCAAGGAAAAACUUUAUCCCUACUUCUGCCCCUGCCGUAAUGAUGGUGGAGAGAAUAAAGAACCAUUGCACAUCUUACAUCCACAGUAAUUAGUCAUACUAUUAUACAAAUUCAGAGUGUUAUUAAAGAGGUAUUGAUUGUUUCGAAUACUGAAAAAAAAGUAAAAUAAA
This is a messenger RNA of Saimiri boliviensis boliviensis (Bolivian squirrel monkey), 1844 nucleotides long. RefSeq names its product tripartite motif containing 69 (gene TRIM69). The record is from RefSeq and is a predicted model, not a curated record. Gene Ontology annotation, molecular function: protein binding. Lineage: Eukaryota; Metazoa; Chordata; Mammalia; Primates; Cebidae.